AUUAAAGAUCGUUUUCAAGACAAAAUAAACAAUAUUUUUCUUUUCCGUUUAAAUUUUUAUCUUGUUAAUUAUUGUGAGUGCGAUCUUGUAAAAACAAAUUGUUUAUUAUUUGUUAGUAAAUAAUAGUGUUAUUUAUUUACAAUCUGACAAGUUAAUAUAUGAAGUUAGAUAUCGAAGGAUUUAUUUUAAAAAAGAGAAUUGAUGGCAAAUGAUGUUUCACAAUGGGAGGACGACGACACGACGUACUCCGAUGAAAGAGACAGCGACGACAGUCCAUUACUAUCAUACAGGUAUGAAAGAAAUCGCCACGCUGUGCCUUGCAGCAACGAUGGCAGGCCGGAGAGAGAGAGGAGAUGGCAGGUGACACUGAUAGCCAGGUUCUCUCUGAUCAGCACUGGCAUGAUCCUGUUCUGUGUCCUCAUGUACAUACCGGUCUAUAAUCGCGCCAACAAUCAGCUGCCCAAAGUUGCUGUAGCAGGUUGGUCUAUUCACACGAACAGAGAUACAAAAAUAUACGUCCAACCUUAUAACGUUACAACUAUCCACGAACCUACAGAUAUAUGCCCCAAAGCUAUAAGGCAUAAAAAACAUAACCUUUUCCUACUAAUUGUCGUAUGUUCAGCAACAUCACAUUUCGACAGGCGGAAAGCCAUUCGAGAAACAUGGGGCAGCUACCAGAAUUAUCUGGCAACAUCGAAAAUAUUCAAUUCAGUGCGGGAGCAGUAUAAAAAAUAUAAUUAUACGUAUGAUCUUUAUUCGGGAAAUGACAGCUUUGUUGGGCGCAGUAAAAGAGACAUAUCGGGUUUCGCUAAAAUCCUGCCAGAGAUUGCAAAAGCUUUGCAGGAUAAUUUGGUGAGUGAGGCACCUGAAAAAAGGUUUGAUGAUGACAGUGAUGAGAAAAUGUUGCCAGAAUUUGAUAUGAAUAAAGAAUUAGGUGAUAGCACUGCCGACGCAGAUUACGACUACGAGUCUAAUAUAAUGAAAAUACCACCCAAAGGUUACGAGGAUAAUACAGAUUUGGACAAGGUCCUAUCAAUGCUAAAGGUGAAAAGUCCUCCAGAGGUGCCAGAUAAAGUGGAUUUUAAACUAGUGUUUUUAUUGGGGCUGCCAGCUAACGAGAACAACACUGAUGUCCAGGAUCGGAUAGAUGAUGAGGUGGUGAAGUAUGGCGAUAUAAUUCAGGAGGGUUUUGUGGAUUCUUAUAACAAUUUAACAUUGAAAUCUAUCAUGAUGCUGAAGUGGGUGACCAAUAAUUGUAAUGAAAGUGUCCGCUACAUCCUCAAGACAGAUGACGAUAUGUACAUAAACGUGCCCAACCUUAUAAUGAACCUGCGGAAUAGAUCGACUGUUUUUGAUGCAACUACGCCCAAGGAAGCCGAAUAUCUUUUGAUUGGAGAUCUGAUUUGUGGUGCAAGGCCCGUGCAGGACUCUAAUAAUAAAUGGUACAGCCCACGCUAUAUGUACGGCGGUCGGGUUUACCCCCGCUAUCUGUCUGGUACCGGCUACGUGUAUAGCGCUCCCACAGCCCGAGCACUCUACUCUGCGGCUCUGACGACGCACUACUUCCAUCUUGAAGACAUUUAUAUUACUGGUAUGUGCGCACUUCGCGCCACGCCGCGUGUCGUUCCUCGUGACGAGCCCGGCUUCUCGUACAGCGAGUGGGGCGGGGCCUGCGGCGUACACGGCCGCCUGUCCGCACAUCGUCUAGCGCCCGCUGACAUGCGCCUGGUGGCCGGAUUGUUGACUCACGAGCGCUACGUCGACAGAUGCGAAAGAAUACGACUAACACAGAUGCAUAGUACUCCCGGAUAUACAUACAUAUUAUAUAAGUACCUGCAGUUGUUGGUGACCAGCGAAUGUUGAGGAUCCCGCACGAUUUCAUGAGUGAAAUAAUGUAUUGCCAAUAUUGUAGAUUGGUAUUGAAUAUACAUACAAUCUAACGGGAAAUUGGAGUAUAUAACUAAUUGGAGACGGCAUGUUGUGAAAUUAGAUCUAAACUAAACGCAGCUAUUUUGAGUAGUAGCAGGCAAGCCUUGUAUGUUGGUGUCUAUUUCUUUUUUCGUUGUCUUCUUCUCCUUAUAUCUCCUCGUCCUGAAGAUCCGUGAUGAUGGAUAAUGUAAUUUACUUUAUAGCUAGAAAGCAGCAGAUAGAUAAUUGGAAGAAAUCAAACCAUUCAUUAAUAUAGGUUUGUGAAUUUUGAUGCAGUUGAACUGAAAUUCACGGGAGAUAAGCCUAAUGUUAUGUUUGUGUGCACUCCAAAUAAAAAUGUGUUUAUAUGAGAGAAAUUAAAACUGGCAGUUACACAUUCUUAAAGUUGCUUCUUUAUAUUUUAAAAUUUAGUUUGAUUUAUAGCCACCUCACAGGCUCAACUCUUUCUUUUAACGGCAAACCCUACUGUAAACAACUCUUAAGCAUCCCUUAGUGUAUCCGGUGUUCCAAUUAAAACUGCGUACCUAAUAUUUUUUCAUAUUAAGCAACCAUAUACCAACACUCAGUAAUACACAUCCCAUCCCAAGUUUCAUGUCUUUAAUAAAAUUCGAUACCUUUGAACCAAAGUGUGACAAGUUUUGUAAAAUUUGAGUAUUGAAAAUUUCUUCUCUAAGGUUUGUCCAAUAUUAACAAUUUGUAUUAUAUUCACGUGAUUUGGGUAGCCGAAAACCCCUUCUUGGGUGCCCAAGGGGCAAUUUAAUCCCACCACCGGGAAGGGAAGGGUUAAAACUUACUAAAAUCAUCACGUGAUUAAUGAAAAAACUAAUGUACUGGUAAAUGGCUAGUUAUUUAAUUUCCUAAUUAUCCUCAUAAGAAUCCAUCAGAAUUGUUACACAUGGGGUUUGAGGUAUUGAGUCCUUUGUUGUAUGUGUCAUAUGUAUGACCCUCCUGCCAUUUUGAGUGCCGAGUUUUAUUAUGUUGAUAUCUCAUUUAUACGUUAUCGAGUGCAAAUGAGAAGUGAAGACUUUUGAAGUGAACUGAUGUGUAUAUACAUCACUUAACAAAGUAUGAAAUAGCACGUGCAAGCCUGAAAAGCUUAUAUGUAAUCUACAUUUGAAAUAAUAAUUAUCAUUCAUCAGGAGGUAUUUAAGAAUAUACAUUUUGUUAACUUCACAAUUGCACUUUCGCUGAAGAGCGGCACUGCUAACCCUCUAACUAGAUUCGGUUUAAGUUUAUGUCAAUGUUCUGCGGAAUAUCAUUUGUAAAAACAAUAAAGAACGAUAAAAAUCCCACGUCAACUGAAGUAAAUUGAGUAAAUAUUAGUUAUUACCACGGACGAUUUUCAUAACAGUGAAGCACUAAAACAAGUCGGUAAACGAGUAAAUACAUAGCCCCACGCACACACUUACACUAAUACAAGCCGAUCGGCCACCAUUAUGAGAUUUGCCAUAGUCUGUGACAUAUCAGAUUGCGUCGCAAUAAAAUAUUUUAAAAAUACCGUCGUGCGUUGUGAAAAAGUGUAAAAACGAUACUAUAAAAGUAUUUGUGGCCAUAUAUCCGCACACACACUAGCCUAACGGUGCUUCACUUGUUAAUAUCACGGCGCGGAGUUUUCUAUUUACUCGUCCGUGGUUACUACAUGCAAUAUUUACUUCACUUCAAACUUCACUUCACAUCUGCACUUGAAAAUGUUUUAAUUACCCGCCAUCACUAGUGUAUCGUUUAGUAUUUAGGUAUUAUGUUUUAGAUGUUAAGUGUAUACCUCGAAUACAUAAGCAUAACUUUCUCGCUCAAAUUAUAAUCCUACAAUAUUAUAAUCUCUAAGCGUUAAUCUCAAAUGCCAAUUAUAGUAAUUUUAUUAUAUUACUUGAUUAAAUUUUAAUGGGCACGAUGACAAAUUUUGGAUUUCUCAUAUGUUGCCUUCAAAAAACUUUAUUUCCGCUGAAAAACUAAUGUAUUUUUAAAAACGCGAAAACCCGCAUAUUUUAUUGUACUUACAUAAAAAUAAUGAUGUACAUGGCAAAUCAAACAAAGAAAUAAAAGGUUACUGGCAUUUCAACUUUUGCAGAAUCGAAUGGCAAAUUGCUCUAUGGCAAAAUUAUUGUGAUGUGACGUUAUAUUUUAAUAUGGACGUGUAGUCAGAAAUAUUAAAAUCCUUCUACCUUUUUUUUGUUAUAUGUUCGAUUAUUUAGAUUAAGUAGACUUAGAUUUUCAUCAUAUUUUUAUUUACUAAAUUAUGACGUAAUGCCCCAGCCUAGUGAAACUCUGUAAGAAUAAAGCGAUUCGCUCGAUUGUAUGAAACGUGCAGGCAUUUAUAGAUUGACAGAUGACGGCUAUAAUCUUGUAAAAAACGGAGAUAGCUGAAAUCCACUACGUUUGAAGCAACUGUUCGCUUUCAAACUUAGCCGGAUUAUACUUCGUCGCCCAAUUGUAAUUUCUAUUUCAAACUUAUGUCAAAUGACAGCAUGUUUCAUUAUAAACUAAAUUGUAAUUUUUAUUUAGGCAGUCCCGCUUAUUAUUACGUACUAUUUACAAC
Molecule: messenger RNA, 4465 nt
Organism: Leptidea sinapis
Lineage: Eukaryota; Metazoa; Arthropoda; Insecta; Lepidoptera; Pieridae
Exons: 10
Coding region: 202-1863 (553 amino acids)
Cellular component (GO): membrane
Molecular function (GO): hexosyltransferase activity
Source: RefSeq, a predicted model, not a curated record